GUCGCGGCUUCUCUUUAGGGAGGGGCUUCGGGGGGAUUAAUGCAAUAAAGCGCAGGUACAUCUGCUCAGCAAAUCGGCAGCUUUUCCUCUACUGAUCCCCCCACCCAAACACACACAUCCUCCAAGCCCAAAGUCUUUCAGCCCUCCCCCGGGCAAUUCCACAGAGAUCCUCUCCGCGCCUGAUUGGACGAGGAUGGAGCGGCGAGGGGCGAGAACAAUAGCAUCAUCCCUCCUUAAAAAGAGUGCAGCUAUGUAGUGAGAGCGGAAAAAACCGAAAUAACACACAAAAAAAUCCCCCAAAACAUUGCUGGGGAGGGAGGUAGGAGGCAUACAGGCAGGCACACCCUUAUUGCCUCAAACCAAAAGGUAGCAGCAGCCCUGGAUCACGCACAGCUCGUGGCGGUUUCUUCUCCAAGUGCCUUCAUCCAAGUGUCCGCCUGCUGCCGCUGCUGCUGCUGCCGACGCCAUGCCCAAAGGCUUCCUGGUGAAGAGGAACAAGCGAGCAGCGCUCGUGUCCUACCGGAUUCGCUGUGAUGAGGAUGCUCAAGCUGCAAGCGGAGCCUCGAGCCCGGACAUCGCGGCCACACUAUCAUCCUCCUUAUCACCAUCCUCAUCACCAUCAUCACCACCGUCAUCUUCAUCAUCAUCUCCACCACCACAACCACUACUACCGCCAGGGCUACCAGCCCCACCACUCCCUCCAGUCCCGCUGCGGCCGCUACUCUCCUCGUCCCUGUCGAAUGCGCCUCUUCACGCUCGCGCCGCGAAGCCCCCAGUGCAGUUCGGCAACCCUGAAGCCGCCUGCCAACCGCUGUACAGUCCCACGCGACCCGUGAGUAAAGAGCACGAGCGGACGCGCUACUUUGAGAGGAGUUUCAACCUGGGCUCACCCAUUUCCGCCGAGUCCUUCCCCUGCACCCCCGCCUCCCUCACUGGCCUGGACCACCUGCUGUUCGCGCCCGUGGACUUGAAGAUCGGCACGAGCCGCAGCAGCCGCGCCGGAACCGCGAGCGGCACCGGAGGCGCCAAACGGCCUCUGGCUGAAGGCGGCGCCGAGCGGAAGAGCAAGGGCGGCUCCAAGAAACCCAAAGCCAUGCGUAAGCUGCACUUUGAGGACGAGGUGACCACGUCUCCGGUUCUAGGCCUGAGAAUCAAAGAGGGACCGGUGGAUCCAAAGCCGCGCGCGCCCGGCGCAUCCUCGUCAUCCUCAGGCAGUGGCAAACCGCUGGGCGAGUUCAUCUGCCAGCUGUGCAAGGAAGAGUACGCGGACCCGUUCUCUCUGGCGCAGCACAAGUGCUCGCGCAUCGUGCGCGUGGAAUACAGGUGCCCGGAGUGCGACAAAGUGUUCAGCUGCCCGGCUAACCUCGCCUCGCACCGGCGCUGGCACAAGCCGCGCGCGCAAGCGCAAGCCGGCACCAAAGGUUCAGAAGCCUCCAAACCAUCGAGCGCUCUGCGCGCCUUCGCUGGGGCCAAGGACGCUGGUGUUGAGCUGCCGCGCGACAGAGACUGCUCCUCUUCCAUCAUCUCGUCCUCUUCCCCGCGGAGUAUCGAAGGGUUCGAGUCCGAGUCUGGGUGCGGGUCCGGGUCUGAGGACGGCCGCGGAACCAAGAGCUUUAAGCGGCACGCGCACAAACCGACCAGAGCCGAGAGCCCGGACAGCGCAGCAUCCUCCGGCGAGGACGCGCCCAGCCCGAGCACGAGCCCGAGCCCUAUCCUGGGCCACAACCAGAGCCAAAACGUUCCUAAUGCAGUGGAGCGCCUCCUCGCGUGCCCAGUGUGCGGCGAGAGCACAGUCGGUAGUGCAAACCUGGAGCGCCACGUGCGCCUCCUGCAUGCAGCCCACGUGUUCCCGUGCAAGCACUGUCCGGCCACUUUCUACAGCUCGCCGGGUCUCACCAGGCACGUCAACAAGUGCCACCCCACGGAAAAGAGGCAGGUAGUGCUGCUGCACGUGCCAGUGCGCCCCGCGUGCUGAUAUGAUAACAGAGCGAGAAAGGAAGAAGGAGACAGAGAGAGAGAAAGAUCGAACCAAGCAGCGGCCUUGAAACUAAAAGACUCAGUUUUAAAAAAGGUCUCUAUAUUCUCAGAUUCCCCCGCCACGCCGAGUAGCCUAAAGAAGAAGAAAGUAUUAGUUUGGUUGUGGAAUGGUAUUUUUCUACCCGUAUUCUAGCUUCUAGACCUAAGAUAACGUCCCACUUCGGUGUACCUCCAUAAAAAGAAGCCUCGAAUUCACAUGCUGUACAAUUUCCUUCAUCCGUAGCUUUAAUCUAUAGUGUGUGAAUUGCAGGACCUGGAGACUUUCUCCUGUCAGGAGAGUUUCCCUUUAGCAUAGAACCACAAAUGCCUUUAGAGAACCACGUCAAACUCUCGCUGUACAACUCUGCCUUAAGAAACACUCGGUGUACUGAUUGUUUAUUUGUUUCUACCUUCUUUUGUUGAAUCUUGAAUGUCUGCACAUAUUUACGAUUUGCUAUCAUUUAAUAUAAAAUGCCUGUAAUAUGUUUUAAUCGUAAUAUUUUAUUUAUUUAUGUAUUUAUUUAUUAUUUUCGCCCGUUUUAUGUGAAUGAUUGUGAGGUAAUUCGUGCGUCCUGUUGUGUCUCAUCUCGUAGCCAAAAUGAAUUUUUGUUUUGUUGUUGUUGUCGGGUUUAUGAGUUCUGUAGGCCUGUGUCUUCAGUGGUCUUUACAAUCUCCUCAGCUCUUGUAAACGUGAAGCUCUUAUAGAUGCAAUCCUUUUCUAUGAACAGCUUAUUUUCGUAAAUGUUUGCUACUAGCGCUUUAAUUGUCCUUGUCGUGUUGUCUACUGAAAACAAUAAUAAAAUAUUUUCAAACUGAA
This is a messenger RNA of Astyanax mexicanus (Mexican tetra), 2833 nucleotides long. RefSeq names its product insulinoma-associated 1b (gene insm1b). The transcript has a single exon. Gene Ontology annotation, molecular function: RNA polymerase II cis-regulatory region sequence-specific DNA binding; DNA-binding transcription repressor activity, RNA polymerase II-specific. NCBI's taxonomy places the organism in Eukaryota, Metazoa, Chordata, Actinopteri, Characiformes, Acestrorhamphidae. The record is from RefSeq and is a predicted model, not a curated record. Bases 467 to 1975 code for a protein of 502 amino acids. Gene Ontology annotation, cellular component: transcription repressor complex; nucleus. Gene Ontology annotation, biological process: negative regulation of transcription by RNA polymerase II; neuron differentiation; regulation of cell cycle process.